CUUACUUUCCCUUCUUACAGCCGCCGCGCCUCCACUUCACUGUUCACUCCACUCGCCGCCGCGUCCCGACUCCACUCAAUUCCGGCCAUGGGCGCCAUCGUCGAGAAUUUCAUGGACUGGCUCCCCAGCGGUGGAAAUGCCGUGGCAAUCGCCGCCUCCCUCUCCGCCGCCGUUGACUACGAGGGCGAGGACCGCAUCAGCGCCCUCCCCGACGACCUCCUCCGCAACAUCGUCUCUCGCCUCCCCGUCAGGGACGCCGCCCGAACCGCCGCCAUCGCCUCUCAGUGGCUCCACCUCUGGCGCUCCACCCCGCUCGUCCUCAGCGACGUCGACCUACUCCCCUCUACGGUCGCCCGCAUCCUGGCAGAUCACCCGGGCCCCUUCCAAGCCAUCUACAUCGCCCGUUGUAGGUUCGCAUCCCACGAGCGUGAGCUCGCAGAGUGGCCGCGCCUCCUCGCUGCCAAGGGCAUCCAGGACCUCGUCCUCGUCAACGACGUCAUCGGUUCCCAGUUCAUCACCGACACCAUGCUCCUCCCAGCGGACAUUUUCCGCUGCGCCUCACUUCAGCGCCUCUUCUUGGGAUUCUUCAGGUUCCCGGACACCGUUGGUCUCUCCCGCGGACCCGACGUCCUGCCCCAUCUUCGGGAGCUCAGCAUGUUCACUACAGUCAUCAACACCUGGGACCUCGACUACAUGCUCGCUUGCUGCCCGGUCCUGGAGAAGCUCGCGUUCGUACUCAGCAAUUCGCCAGAUCUCAUCCACCUCCGCAGCAAAAGCCUCCAGUGUGUGCUCCUCUGGUUUUUCACGGCGGAGGAGGUCGCCGUGGUGGACGCCCCGCUCCUGGAGCGGCUCUUCUUGGUGGAUCUUGCGGGCUCUCCUCAGCAGCCCCGUGACGACAGUACUAUGAUGAUCAAGAUUGCUUGUGCGCCCAGCCUGCGGGCGCUCGGCUUCUUGGAGACAAGAACUCACCGGCUGCAUAUCGGCGACAAUGCCAUCAAGCCUGGCAUACUGCCGAGCCCAAGCACAAUGCUUCCGGGCGUUAAGAAAUUGGCCGUUAAGGUUAAUUUUGGUGUCUCAAAGGAGGUCAAGAUGCUGGUGGCCUUCCUCGGAUGCUUUCCCAACGUUGACACACUGCACAUUGAGUCUUUAACUGAACCCACCGGAAGAAAACAUGCCAAGUUCUGGCGGGAGCUCUCUACUGUCGAAUGCAUCGAGUCCCACGUCAAGAAGAUGGUUGUCCAUGAAUAUAGAGGGGAUCAAAGUGAACUUCGAUUCCUUAAGUUCAUUUCCAGGAGAGCGGAAGUGCUACAAACUUUGUAUGUUCUGCUAAACAGAGAGAGUCUUACUUCGGUGGCCAAGGUGAGAAAGAUGACACGCAGAUUGGUGGCUCUCUCGCGUCUAACAUGUUGCGGUGACUGUCAGAUAAUGGUGCUUGGCCCUGAACUUCAGAAUGAUUGGAGCUUCCAGAAAGCAUCCGAUAUUACUGUCGAUGACCCGUUUCACUGGUGAACUUGAGGUUGGUUAUAUAUUUGCAUGAUCCAAAGCUUUUUUGGUGGUUAAUCAUGUACUGUUCUACAUGCAAGGACACUGUUUAGUGUGUAGGCAAGUAUGUCUGUUCUUGUUUCAUUCAGAAUGCACUGUUAUGUACCAUCUUAUCUACUGCCCCAUAUUUGUUCCUAAUGUAAAGACCAGUAUGCUCCUUCUUCCAAACAUAGUGCGGCUGCUUUCUAGCAUGUGUUAGGUUCAUUUUCUAUUCCCGUGUACGAUGGUGCCUAUGUGAAUUUGAUUAUCAUUAGUGUACAGAGCUAGGUAGACCUUAUCGUGUGCCUCACAAUGAUCAGGAUAAGGAUGAAGAAGGCUACUUAAUCUAGGUGUGUUUCUGAUUUCUGCAUUGCAGAUUCUAUUGCUACAUGACUUUGAAUCUAUUAUGCAUUAUUUGUUCUAGUGUUUCAGUCGACCUAGGCCAGUUGUUAUAGUAACACUUUGAAACAACCUUAGGUAGAAAAAAUUAUCUGCCUUAGUGCUCACCAACCUUGAGUUAACCUGCAUUUUAAUCGUAACAUUUUCUUCUUCUUUGAGAGAAAUGAUAAAGUUUACAGAGGGAAUACAUUUAUAGAUCCACAAAAACAAUGUAGGGGGUCGAACAUGAUGCACACAACAUUUUUUUAAGCUAGUGUACCCAGAACCGAAACAAACUUGAAAAUGGAAACAGAUAUGCCUUUGACGCAAAAUAACCAGUUCUCGUACACUUCUAAUCAAACUUGCAUUAUUACCAAACACUGCAAGGGCUGUAUCUAUGGAGCAACGAGAGGAACCUCCUACCAGGCAGAAAUGCUGC
Molecule: messenger RNA, 2338 nt
Organism: Triticum aestivum (bread wheat)
Lineage: Eukaryota; Viridiplantae; Streptophyta; Magnoliopsida; Poales; Poaceae
Product: F-box/FBD/LRR-repeat protein At1g13570
Exons: 3
Coding region: 88-1509 (473 amino acids)
Molecular function (GO): protein binding
Source: RefSeq, a predicted model, not a curated record